Podospora bellae-mahoneyi is the source of this 1079-nucleotide messenger RNA. It is a transcript of the gene KTI12, whose product is annotated as kti12, chromatin associated. The record is from RefSeq and is a predicted model, not a curated record. The transcript is spliced from 2 exons. Gene Ontology annotation, biological process: tRNA wobble uridine modification. Bases 105 to 1079 code for a protein of 324 amino acids. NCBI's taxonomy places the organism in Eukaryota, Fungi, Ascomycota, Sordariomycetes, Sordariales, Podosporaceae.
ACGAUACCCCGCCAUAAUUAUGUCCCCCAGGUUUUCAAGGUCCUCAUUUCUCACCACCACCACCACGCGCGCGACCCAGUUCGUCUUUAUAAACCAUUGCAAACAUGCCUCUAAUAAUCCUCACCGGCCUCCCCACCUCAGGAAAAUCCCACCGAGCCGCCCAGCUACAAACCUACCUCGCCGAGCGCAUCGCCUCCUCCAACCCCCCAUCCCCCUACCGCCUCCACCUCAUCUCAGACGAAACCCAGUCCGUCUCCCGCACCGUCUACGACCUCGACCCCUCCUCCCUCCCCGCCCACGUCCGCAGCGCAAACGCCUCCGAAAAGGACGCCCGCGCCUCCAUCUACGCCGCCGUCAAGCGAGUCCUAUCCCCAAAAGAUAUCGUCAUCCUCGAUGGCAUGAAUUACAUCAAGGGGUGGCGGUAUCAGCUCCAUUGUGAAGCAAAAAACCUCGCUACACCGUCGGUGAUAUUACAGAUAGGAUGCCCUGUCGACAAGGCGAGGGAGAUUAAUGAGGAGAGGUUACGGACUGAGGGUGGGGUGGAAGGUUACUCAACUGGGAACUGGGACAAUCUGGUGUUUCGGUAUGAGGAGCCGAAUCCCAUGACGAGGUGGGACUCGCCGUUGUUUACGGUUAUUUGGGAUGAUGAUGAGGAGCAGGCGAGGAGGGUGUACGAGCAGAUAUGGGAUAGUGUUGCUGGGGAGGGGGCCAAGAAGAAGGUUAUACCCAAUAAGAGUACCGUGCAGAGGGAUAAGGAUCCCGGGGGGGAUUAUUUGUAUGUGUUGGAGAAGGAGACGCAGGAUAUUGUGAAGAGGAUAUUGGAGAAGCAAAAUGAGGCGGGGGAGGGGGGGACGGUGAGAUUGCCGAAGGUGAAUGGGGGGGAUGAUGGGGGGGAGGAGUUGGUGUUGGAGUUGCCCGGGAGGAAGCUGGGGUUGGCGCAGUUGCAGAGGUAUAGGAGGGCGUUUGUGGGGUUGAAUAGGGGUGGGAUUGGACUGGAGGGGGUCGGGAAGUUGGCGGCGGGGAGGUUGAGGGAGAGUUUUGUGGGGUAUCUGAAUGAUGUUUUUGAGAAGGAUGGGUGA